Messenger RNA from Myripristis murdjan (pinecone soldierfish), 2128 nucleotides. RefSeq names its product radical S-adenosyl methionine domain containing 1 (gene rsad1). The record is from RefSeq and is a predicted model, not a curated record. Gene Ontology annotation, cellular component: mitochondrion; cytoplasm. Gene Ontology annotation, biological process: porphyrin-containing compound biosynthetic process. Bases 113 to 1636 code for a protein of 507 amino acids. The transcript has 9 exons. Gene Ontology annotation, molecular function: 4 iron, 4 sulfur cluster binding; coproporphyrinogen oxidase activity. NCBI's taxonomy places the organism in Eukaryota, Metazoa, Chordata, Actinopteri, Holocentriformes, Holocentridae.
UGUUUUCUUCCUGUUUGUCGCUGGAGCUGUAUUAGCGACGUCCAACCAGCAAGAGAGAGCCAAAACAUAAAAAUCACUACAUUUAUUAUAAUAUUAUGAUGUAAAACAUGACAUGUUCGUGUCAGAUAUCGGCUUUCUACUGAGAAACGCCUGCUGCUGCUCAACGGGAGUGAAAGAAAACCUCGGUGUGAGUCACAGAGUUGAAUCCAGAAAAAAUGUGCUUAUUGAUCUCUUUCAGCACACUGUGACCAAAAUGAUGAAACGCACGUUGCUUGAGGGAAGUCGUGCCGUCCGUCGCAGCGUCAGUGUGCGCUGCUCCUCUGGGGAUUUGAGUGACGUGACGGCAACCAUGACGGAGCCAGGUCCGGCAGGCUCGUCACACCUGUCCGGAGAGGCGUCACUUUAUGUGCACUGGCCCUACUGCCUGAGACGGUGCUCCUACUGUAACUUCAACAAGUACAUACCAAGAUCCGACAAUAACCACAUCAUGACUGAGUGCCUUCAGCAGGAGACUGAGACGUUGCUGCAGCUGAGCCAGGUCUCCUGUAUCACCUCUGUAUUUUUUGGUGGUGGGACUCCCAGCCUGGCUCACCCCUCAACCAUUGCUGCAGUUCUUGAAACUGUUUCCAGGCGGGCUCAUCUGUCAGAUAAGGCCGAGGUCACGCUUGAGGUCAACCCCACUCCUGCAGGCAUGUCCAAGUUAGAAGAUUACUGCCGUGCUGGGGUGAACCGUUUCUCCAUCGGUGUUCAGUCUUUGCAGGACGAGGACUUGAAAAUUCUGGAAAGAGACCACAAUACCCAGAAUGCAUUGCAGACUGUUGUAGAGGCUCGGAGGCAGUGCCCCGGGAGGGUGUCGGUGGACGUCAUGUUUGGACGGCCCAAGCAGAGCGUCGAGUCCUGGGAGAGGGAGUUGUCUGAGCUGCUGAAGGUGUGUGACGACCACGUGUCCCUGUACCAGCUGACACUGGAGAGAGGCACCCAGCUGUUUAAGCAGGUUCAGCGAGGGGAACUCUCCGUGCCGGCUGAUGACGUGACCGCAGCGAUGUACCAGUCCGCCAGGAGGAUUCUGCAUGAGCAUGGUUUUCUGCAGUAUGAGGUGUCGAACUUUGCAAGACACAAUGCAGUCAGUCAUCACAAUAUGAGCUACUGGAAGGGGAGACAAUACAUUGGUGUUGGCCCAGGAGCGCAUGGGCGCUUUGUUCCACGGGGGGAGGGAGGUGUGAUGCGGGAAGCCCGGACCCAGACCCUGGAGCCUGACGUCUGGAUCCACGAGGUCCAGCAGAGGGGGCACGGGACACGGAGGAGGAUUCAGCUCGGCCCUCUCGAACUGCUGGAAGAAGUAUUGCUGAUGGGAAUGAGGAUGACUGAGGGCAUUACCCACCAGCAUUGGCAGUUGUUCAGCUCUCAAAUGGGACUUGAUGAAGUCUUUGGUACCUCCAUGGAAGUCCAGGAGUUGUUGAAGAGUGGACACCUUAUACUUGAUGACAGAGGUCUACGCUGCUCCUGGGACGGACUGGCCUUACUGGACAGCAUACUGCCAGCGCUGCUAUUGGAACUGGGAAAUCGAAUCCCAGAAAAUCCACAAAGCCACCGUGUGGCUAAUGCACAAAAAGAGAAAACCUCCACACUAGUUUGACAGAACUGUCAUGGACCAGCCACUUUUAAAAAUGCCAGGUUUAGGCUGACAGGACAUGGGGGAAAAAAGGAUAUUUACAUUUCAGCAGGAUGUUGUUUGGGAGGGUUGGCUCUCCACCCUCCAUCCUAAAAACAUCACUCUUUGUUAGCACACAAUGUUUGUUUAACCUUGCAUUGCAGGCUGGUGUUGACAGGGUAAAUGAGGCUGGUGAACUUGGCUUUGUAUAAGUUACAUGCUUCAAAAUCCAAACUCAUAUUCCCUUUUUGUGGCUCAGUCUUUCUGCUCAUUUCAUUCAUCACUGCACAACAAAUGGAGUCUUUGCAUCCCACUUUUACUUUGUUGUUUAGCAGGCAUAGUAACCCAAAUCAAACCAGACCAGUGACAUAAGCUGCACAUCUUCUCAAGGUUUUGAGCAAAAGAAGACACUCCACAGAUUGUUAUUUUGGUUUUGCAAUAAAAAGAGUACAAUAAAAUGUGUGUUCACAUUGGCUU